Bombina bombina (fire-bellied toad) is the source of this 2995-nucleotide messenger RNA. RefSeq lists its product as uncharacterized. The transcript has 2 exons. The record is from RefSeq and is a predicted model, not a curated record. Gene Ontology annotation, biological process: DNA integration. Gene Ontology annotation, molecular function: nucleic acid binding. The coding region runs from base 329 to 2995 and encodes 888 amino acids. NCBI's taxonomy places the organism in Eukaryota, Metazoa, Chordata, Amphibia, Anura, Bombinatoridae.
UAAACAGUAUCCAGCUAGACAAGGGUCACAGACAGCUUGUUACAGAUGUGGUGACACAAAUCACACAGCAAAUGCCUGCAGGUUUAGGAACAGCACCUGCUAUGGGUGUGGGAAGAUUGGUCAUACAAAGAGAGUGUGCAGAAGUUCCUUAGACAGAGAUAAAAGUAAGAAAGGCAGCAAGUCACGUGCAGCUUUUCAUGUGCAAGUAGAUACACCACACACUGAUUCAGAGGAAGACAAACCAUUAUACACAUUACAGAUCUACAGCCUUGAGAAUAAAAUUCCAGAACUGCAAGCAAAGGUGAAUAUAGAUGGUAAACCUCUCAUUAUGGAAGUUGAUACAGGAGCAGCAGUCUCUGUUAUCACAGCUGCUGAUUGGAACCGCCUGGGACUAAGGCAACCAAUUGUUCCAACAGCUGUCACCAUGCAAACAUAUUCAAAUGAAAUAAUAAAGCCUAUUGGGUGUGUAUCACCUACAGUGACAUUUAAUGGUAUAACUAAAAAGGUACGCCUCUACAUUUUACCUAAAGGAGGACCACCUUUGUUUGGUAGAUCCUGGAUCCAAGCAUUGGGCAUGCCAAAGUUACCACAACAGUUACCACUUAACAAACUGCUUGACCAAAGUGGGAAUUCAAAUUCUUCUUGGAUUAAUUCACUAAAGCACAAAUAUAAGACUGUAUUUGAUGGGAACCUAGGUUUAGUGAAAGACAAGCAGAUUCAGCUUCACCUAAAAGAAAAUGCUAUUCCAAAAUUUUGUAAACCAAGAGUUGUACCAUUUGCACUUAAACCUAAAAUUGAAGCAGAACUAGAAAGACUACGAAAUCAGGGGAUUAUUGUUCCAGUGUCUAGCAGUGAAUGGGCUUCCCCAAUAGUUCCUGUCAGAAAAAAGAAUGGGGACAUUCGCAUCUGUGGAGAUUUCAGAGUGGGCCUUAACCCUCAAUUACUUGUGGACCAGUAUCCUUUACCACGGAUUGAAGAAUUGUUUAGUUCUCUGGCAGGGGGUGAAAAAUUUACAAAAAUUGACUUGCAUCAAGCAUACUUACAAUUAGAGGUGCAUCCAGAUUCCAGACACCUGUUAACUAUCAACACUCACAAAGGACUUUUUCAGUAUACGCGGAUGGUGUUUGGCAUUGCCCCAGCACCUGCAGUGUGGCAACGGAUAAUGGAUGAGAUCUUGGCAGGUAUUCCACAUACCCACUGUAUGUUAGAUGACAUGCUUAUCACUGGUGAAAAUGAUGCUGCUCAUAAAGCCAAUGUUGAAGCUGUUUUACAACGCCUACAGGAAUUCGGACUGAAAGUUAACAUGGAAAAGUGUGAGUUCUUCUGCAAGAGUUUAGAAUAUUGUGCACAUGUAGUGGACAAGACUGGUCUACACACAACUGCUGAAAAAGUGAAAGCGCUGGUUCAUGCUCCCACCCCUGUUAAUGUAUCUCAGCUACGUUCUUAUUUGGGGUUGCUCAAUUACUAUCACAGAUUUUUACCAAAUUUGGCUCAUUUACUAUAUCCACUACACCGUCUUUUAGAUAGUAAAAACCAGUGGGCCUGGACUGACUUAUGUACACGAGCAUUUGAACGCUCUAAGCAGCUUCUUCUGGAAUCAAGACUCCUUGUCCACUAUGACCUUAAGAAGCCUUUGGUACUAGCCUGUGAUGCUUCACCAUAUGGUUUAGGCGCAGUACUUUCACACAUUAUGCCCGAUGGGUCUGAACGUCCUGUGUCUUUUGCGUCCAGAUCUUUAACUCCGUCGGAGAGAAAUUAUGCCCAGAUUGAUCGGGAAGCUUUAGCAAUAAUUUGGGCUGUGAAGAAAUUCCACAUUUAUAUAUAUGGCAGACCUUUUACUCUGAUCACGGAUCAUAAACCACUUUUGUCCAUUCUGCACCCUCAGAAGGGUAUCUCCAACACAACAGCUGCACGACUUCAGCGCUAUGCACUUCAGCUGGCGGCUUACAACUACUCCAUUAAAUAUCGAUGCCACAGUGAUCAUACGAAUGUGGAUAUGUUUUCUAGAUUACCAAUGGUACAUCACAUGACAACAUCUUCUAAAAUCAUAGAAACCCCUCCACAGCCUGUAAAUUUAAAUUCCAAAGUGAUUGCUACUUAUACAUGCUCUGAUUCUACCUUACAGGAAAUCAAGUCUUUUGUUCAACAUGGGUGGCCUAAAGUGGUUCGCUCUGACCUUCAGCCAUAUUUUACAAGGAAGAAGGAAAUUGUGCAUGACUCAGGCUGUCUGUUAUGGGGGUCACGAGUGAUAAUUCCGACCUUACUGCAAACAUUAGCAUUAAAGUUACUACACAGCUCACACCAGGGUGUAGUAAAAAUGAAGCAAAGAGCACGAGAAUAUUUGUGGUGGCCUAAAUUGGAUACAGAUAUUGCUUCUUAUGUAGCUGCUUGCAAUGCAUGUGCACAGACACAGCGGAAUCCCAGCAGGGACACCUCAAAAACUUGGCCAUGGCCAAAUGAACCUUGGACAAGAAUCCAUGUUGAUUUUGCAGGGCCAGUGGAAGGACGAAUGUAUUUGGUGGCUGUGGAUGCUCAUUCCAAGUGGCCAGAAGUAGUUCAAAUGUCAAGUACUACAACCCAACAAACCAUUGUUGUUCUUUCCAGUAUGUUUGCAAGAUUUGGACUGCCACAAACUUUAGUCUCAGACAAUGGUCCACAGUUCAUAUCACAUGAAUUUGAAACCUUUCUAGAUACAAAUAACAUCAAACACUGUAAGACAACUCCAUAUUUUCCAGCCUCUAAUGGACAGGCUGAAAGAUUUGUACAAACUUUAAAACGCCACUUAGCUGUCUCUCAGAAAUCAAAAUUUAAUCCAAACUCCCUUUCUAAUUUUUUGUUUAACUAUAGAAACACACCCCAUGCCACUACUGGGCUAUCACCUGCAAUGUUAAUGUUUGGAAGACGCCUGAGAACUCCACUGGAUAAAGUUAGACCAGAACAUCCCACACAAGAGUUGAACACUUCUAGCGUCUACUGGCAGCUUAUUAAUACAUAA